This is a messenger RNA of Pistacia vera, 848 nucleotides long. RefSeq lists its product as uncharacterized. Bases 60 to 746 code for a protein of 228 amino acids. The record is from RefSeq and is a predicted model, not a curated record. The transcript has a single exon. Lineage: Eukaryota; Viridiplantae; Streptophyta; Magnoliopsida; Sapindales; Anacardiaceae. Gene Ontology annotation, biological process: root development; shoot system development.
UGUAAUUUUCUAUAUACAAACGAACUCCAUUCUUGCUUCGAUUCUUAACUUGUUUCAAAAUGGCACCCCUAAAUUUCAAUGCUCUCAGAGACUUGCACAACUCAGCUAAUGACCUUCUUCACUCACCAGUGAUCCAAAAAGCUCUUGUCCACCACCGACAAGAGAAAUGGGUUAAUGAAGUCUCAGAAGCAUCGCUGAGAAUGCUGGAAGUGUGUGGCAUAUCCAAAGACGUUCUUUUGCUUGUCAAAGAGCAUCUUCAAGACCUACAAUCUACUUUGCGCAGAGUGAUUAUUGGCGAGUCAGAUAUUAGUGCCAAAAUUGCAGCUUACAAUCGCUAUAGAAAGAAGUUGAAGAAACAGACAUUGAAGUGCUUGCACUCACUAAAAGGGAUGACGAACAAAUCAAUCACAUCAGAUAUAUAUUCUGUAGACUCCAAGCUUAUGGUAGUUGUGGAUGUGUUAAAAGAAGUAAGAGUAAUAACAAUCUCUAUAGUGGAGUCACUCUUAUCUCUUAUAUCUAUACCGUGGCUCGUCAGAAAAUCGGCUAAAGGGUCUUUCACGUCAAAGUUUAUGCCGUCAAGUGGACAAAGUUUAUACGAUAUCUGGGACGAAGAAGAAGUUCAAAGUGCAAACAAAAGAAUGGAGGGAGUGGAGAUUGCCAUUGAAGUUCUUGAGGUUGAGUUGGAGUGCAUCUCGAGGCGUUUGAUUCAAACUAGGGUUUCACUUCUCAACAUACUUACCAACUAAGAGAGGCUAUAGAAUCCACGGUUGGCAAUUGGCAAACCAUUAUUUAAGAGCUUUGCCAUGCCCUAGCUCGCCACUCACACGCAGCACAUAAUGGAUACACUG